UUUAAUGUAUACACACACUUUCAACCCCACCAUUUUUCAGUGAGGCUUUCGGAAAAAAGAAAGAAAGAAAAUAAGAGGAGUAGCCGAGCGGAAGAAGGCCGAGGCAGCGGAGUCGACGGAGACGCCAGUACGUAAUACCGAUUUCAUACCGAUCUACCGAUUGCCAAAAUACGAACGGAUCACCACCUGCGCACACGCUCACACAUCACGCAGCUUUGAGGUUAUGGCGACCGGUAUCGAAGCUCGUCCUUCAAUAUCAAGACUCAUGGAUGCUGCCCUCUAGUUCGGUCGAUGCAGACUCGCGCUCAGCUGGCCAAACAGAUGCAAGGGACGACGACGAGGCGACGCUCUGAAUCGCGGGCGGCAUCAUCCGGUGCUACCUCUCCGCAGCUGAAGGAGCGGAGGAGGACGACUACGACCAGGAACACCAAUACUUCAGCGGGCUCGAAGCAGCUCUGGUCUUCGAGAUGAGCUAUGAAGGAAAAGUCGCGCUUGUUUCUGGCCUGCCUGCUGGUGCUCGCCUUUCAUACGCAUCUGUCGCCGCGGCGAAGCGGCGAAGAAGCCGUCGCCGCCACUGGCGCCCUGGCGCUUCCACCGGUCAUCAAAAUUGGUGCCAUUUUUACUCAUGACCAAAGAAAUAGCAGCACUGAGCUGGCCUUCAAGUACGCCGUGCACAAGAUUAACAAGGACAGGAUCGUACUGCCGAACACGACCUUGAUGUACGACAUACAAUACGUACCCAAGGACGACUCGUUUCACGCAUCAAAAAAAGCCUGUCAGCAAGUCAAAUACGGCGUGCAGGCGAUCUUCGGGCCGGCCGACCCAGUCCUGGGCCAGCACAUACACAGCAUCUGCGACGCCCUGGACAUACCGCACCUCGAGGCCAGGCUGGACCUGGACCAGGAGACUAGGGAAUUCAGCAUUAAUCUGUAUCCAGCACAAAGUCUGCUGAACGCGGCGUUCAGAGAUGUCAUGAAUUAUCUUAAUUGGACGCGGGUCGCCAUCGUUUACGAGGACGACUACGGUCUGAUUAAACUUCGAGAUCUGGUUAAGCAGCCGAAAAAGUCGCCCGAGCAGGAGAUAUACCUGAGGCAGGCCGACGUAGACACUUACAGGGCUAUACUGUCGGAGAUCAAAGCCAAGGAGAUACGGAAUCUCAUUGUCGACACCAAGCCCGAGAAUAUGCAUCACUUCUUGCGAAUGAUUCUCGAGAUGCAAAUGAACGACUACAACUAUCACUACUUUUUCACGACGUUCGACAUCGAGACGUUCGACCUCGAGGACUUCAAGUACAAUUUCGUCAACAUCACGGCCUUUCGACUGGUCGACGCCGACGACGUCGGGGUGCGCGGCAUCCUGCGCGACAUGGAGAAAUUCCAAUCGGCCGGCAAUCUGCUCAACAGAUCUCACGUCAUACAAGCGGAGCCAGCGCUGAUGUACGACAGCGUGCAGGCGUUCGCCGUUGGUCUGCGCACCCUCGAGCACUCGCACUCGCUGCGCCCGAUGAACAUAUCCUGCGAGCUCGAGCAUCCCUGGGACGGCGGACUAUCCCUCAUCAACUACAUCAACUCGGUGGAAAUGAAAGGACUAUCCGGUCCGAUUGAAUUCAAAGAGGGCCGCAGGAUACAGUUCAAGCUGGACCUGCUCAAGCUGAAGCAGCACUCGCUCGUGAAGGUGGGCGAGUGGAGGCCCGGCCUGGGCAUCAACGUCACCGAUCGCACGGCCUUCUUCGAGCCGGGCUUGACCAACGUCACUCUGGUGGUCAUCACGAUUUUGGAAACACCGUACGUGAUGAUGCACCGCGACAAGAAGCACACGGGCAAUUCACGCUUUUACGGUUUUUGCGUCGAUCUGCUCGAGAUGGUGGCGCAGAAGCUCGGCUUCGCUUACGAGCUGGAGCUCGUGCCCGACCAGAAGUACGGGGCUCCCGACCCCGUGACCGGCGAGUGGAACGGCAUGGUCCGGGAGCUCAUGCGACAUGAACAGCCGUACGUAAUGCUGCGGACGCGCGGCAAUCACAGCGGUAACGAUCACUACGAGGGUUUCUGCAUCGAUCUGCUCAAGGAAAUAGCGCGUAUGGUUGGUUUCACCUACAAAAUCGAGCUCGUGCCAGACGGCAAGUACGGCGUGUAUAACUACGAGACCGGCGAGUGGAACGGCAUCGUCAGGCAGCUCAUGGAUAAGAAGGCUGAUCUGGCGGUCGGCUCGAUGACGAUAAACUACGCACGCGAGAGCGUCAUCGACUUUACCAAGCCAUUCAUGAACCUCGGCAUAUCCAUCCUGUUCAAGGUACCGACUCGACAUCAAGCUCGGCUCUUCUCCUUCAUGAACCCUCUAGCCAUCGAGAUCUGGCUCUACGUCCUCGCCGCCUACAUCCUCGUCUCGGUGACGAUGUUCGUCGUGGCGCGCUUCAGCCCCUACGAGUGGAACAAUCCUCACCCCUGUCACAGCCAGGGUCCCGUGGAAAUAGUGGAGAAUCAGUUCUCGCUCGCGAACAGCUUCUGGUUCACGAUUGGGACUUUGAUGCAGCAGGGCAGCGAUCUCAAUCCCAAGGCUACGAGCACUCGUAUCGUCAGCGGUGUCUGGUGGUUCUUCACCCUCAUCAUCAUCGCCUCGUACACUGCCAAUCUGGCGGCUUUUCUCACGGUCGAGCGCAUGAUCACGCCGAUCGAGAACGCCGAGGACUUGGCCGGACAGACGGAUAUAUCUUACGGGACUUUGGACAGCGGCAGCACCAUGACCUUCUUCCGCGACUCGAUGAUCGAGACCUACAAGAAGAUGUGGCGCUUCAUGGAGAAUCGCAAGCCGUCGGUCUUCGUGCCGACCUACGAGGAGGGCAUCAAGCGCGUGCUGCAGGGCAACUACGCCUUCCUCAUGGAGUCCACCAUGCUGGACUACAUCGUCCAGCGGGACUGCAACCUGACGCAGAUCGGCGGCCUACUCGACAGCAAGGGCUACGGCAUCGCCACCCCCAUGGGCUCGCCGUGGCGCGACAAGAUCUCCCUGGCCAUACUCGAGCUGCAGGAGAAGGGCGAGAUACAGAUACUGUACGACAAGUGGUGGAAGAGCCCGAGCGACACCUGCAUGAGGAACGACAAGGGCAAGGAGAGCAAGGCCAAUGCCCUCGGCGUCGAUAACAUUGGGGGUAUCUUCGUGGUUUUGCUCUGUGGCCUGACGUUCGCCACGCUCAUAGCCAUCUUCGAAUUCUGCUACAAUUCCAAAAGAAACGCACCGCCGGAAAGCGAACACGCGAGCCCGAUACCAGGCACCACGUCGUGCUCGGGUUCCCUGCAGGGCAUCUCUCAGGUAAUCGAUGCGCAGCAGCAGCAACAAGAGGUCGCCGAGCUGCAGCAACAGGAGCAGGAGUCCCUGUGCUCGGAGAUGGCUCGUGAAUUCUGCCGAGCCAUGCGCUGCUUCGGCGGUGGCGCCGGAGGAGGCAGUGGCAGCAGCCGAGCCGCGCGCCGGCGCAAAAAGAAGCAGAAGGACAGCUGCGAAAAGUGCUCGACCCACGUGCCAGGCUACCCCGUCGACACCUCCACUCCUAUACCGAUCAAUGGCGUUCGAUCGCAGAGAAGUAGCCUGGGAAUGGAGGGAUCGCCUCACAUACACAUGCAUCGGCAAACACCCUCGCCGGAUUACGAGAAUUAGAGGAGAUCGUCACGCGAUUGUUACGGAAAAGAUUUAAAACUAUAUUAUCCUUCAAGAAAUCGAGAAAAAAAAAUUAACAUAUAUUAAAUGUUGUUUAAUUAUAAAUACAUGUCUGCACACGAAUUAUCGAUGCAAUACCGAUAAAGGUGAGAAACCGCUACCAGGUUGAAAAAUUUUAAAUUUCCAUAACUCGACUUCUGUGCUGAAUAUUUUUCGCUUAAUGGUGUACCCCCUCAAAGACCGUUACAACAGAUGUCAUUAUAUAGAGCCGUUGUUAUGCGAGCCAAAAUAUUCAGUAUACGAGUCUCAGAAAACUGGUUUUGAAAAUUUUCAUUUUUACACCCUGUCGUGUCUCGCGGCAUUCUCUCUUAGUAUAAAAAAAUCACGAUAUAAAAAUGUGCGCGUAUUCGAGAGACCGCGUGCGUGAUAUAUAAUGUUGAAAAAAACGAGAUUGGUGUGAACGUUUUUUUUUACCCGAAACAAGAAAUAAUUACGUUUUAUCUAAUUAUGAUGUAACUGCGAAUCGUAUGUCAAUUUUUUCAACGAUCAGAGGAGGACGAUGAAAAUCCGAGGCUGUCAAUUGGCACCGAAUUAUUAUAUAUGCUAGCCGAUAUUGUAAUAGACAAUUAUUAUUAAAUAUUAAAUUUUCAUUGAACUUAUUCAUUGUAGUUUUCCUUCUUUUACCUCAAUGAUAUCUAUACGUACAUUUUGCAAUCUUUUUUAACACCAGUCGAUAAAGCAAACACCUACAACCUGUGGGAAGUAAUCAUUAUAUAUUUUCUUUUUUUUUUUUUUUUUAACAAGUAUAAAAUCUCACUGAGCCAAUAAGUCAUGAGAUAUUUAUUGAGUCUUUACUUAUCGACGUGAAAAAUGUUUACCUGUAUUGAUAAUAAAGAACAGAGUGGAUAUUGACAUUUUUAUAUAACAUCAUUUAUUAAGGGAUAAAAUAAAUGAUUAAUAACAUAUCACUUAUAUAUGAAACUAUAACAUUUCUUAAAGUGUUCAUUAUUAAUUUACGAUAUAAAAGAAAUCACAUCACAUAUACAACCCUCCCCACACAUGGCGAUGGUCACACUUCGCUCAAAGCGUCAGCGAAGAAAAACUUAUACGAGAAACAUUAUUACAAUUAAUAAUUAAAAAAUAUAAAAAAAUAAUACAAAAUCACACUGCGUAGCUUUUACAUAAUGAUUCAAUAUAUACGUGUUUUUUAUCUAUAUCUUCUCGCGCUCUCUCGGUGUCGAGUUCGUACUAGCGAACUCGCGCGUUCACCGAUGAGCGGCUAUACAAUAAUAAACGCAACGGAGAUGUUGAGUUUUGUUACUUAGGCGCAAGAAGCGACAAAUUACAAUAUAUAAGUAUACUUCACAAUAAAUAUUAGACGAUUUUUUUGUUUCUUUAUAAUUCAUACAGAAAAGAGAGAGGGAAUAAAGUCUUCGAUCCCUAACGCUUCGAACCAGUAUUACAACGAACCAAUCAUGUCUUUUUGCCCUCUCGUACAGUUUUUAAUUUAUGUAUUUUGUUUUCGUUCUCAUCGUUUC
Molecule: messenger RNA, 5186 nt
Organism: Trichogramma pretiosum
Lineage: Eukaryota; Metazoa; Arthropoda; Insecta; Hymenoptera; Trichogrammatidae
Product: glutamate receptor ionotropic, kainate 2-like
Exons: 16
Coding region: 475-3648 (1057 amino acids)
Biological process (GO): monoatomic ion transport
Cellular component (GO): plasma membrane; postsynaptic membrane
Molecular function (GO): glutamate-gated receptor activity
Source: RefSeq, a predicted model, not a curated record